AUGCCAAAUAAGACUUCAGUUGGAGAAUUCAUUCUUCUGGGACUUACGAACGACCCAGAGUUACAAGCCAUAAUAUUCUUUUUUAUGUUCAUCACAUACUUACUAAGUGUAAGUGGAAACAUGGCCAUCAUUAUACUAACACUGACAAAUGUUCAUUUGAAAACUCCUAUGUAUUUUUUCCUGAGGAAUUUCUCUUUCUUAGAAAUUUCAUUUACAACAGUAUGUGUUCCAAGAUUUCUGAUCAGCAUUGCUACAGGAGACACAACCAUUUCCUACAAUGCCUGUAUGGCCCAAGUAUUUUUUUUAAUACUUCUGGGAGCGACUGAGUUUUUCCUCCUGGCUGUCAUGUCCUACGACCGCUAUGUGGCCAUCUGCAAACCUCUACAUUACCAGACCAUCAUGAGUCACAAAGUCUGCAACCAGCUUGUGAUCAGCUCCUGGCUAGCCGGUUUUCUUGUGAUUUUCCCCCCAGUGAUUAUGGGCCUCAGGCUGGAUUUCUGUGACUCCAACGUUAUUGAUCACUUCACCUGUGACUCUUCACCUAUGCUGCUGAUUGCUUGUACAGACACACAGUUUCUAGAGCUUCUGGCAUUUUUCUUAGCAGUGCUCACACUUAUGGUGACUUUGGCCUUGGUGAUUCUCUCCUGUACACUCAUCCUUAGGACAAUUCUGAAGAUUCCAUCUGCUCAGCAAAGAAAAAAGGCCUUUUCUACUUGUUCCUCUCAUAUGAUUGUGGUUUCUAUUUCUUAUGGAAGUUGUAUUUUCAUGUAUGUCAAAACAUCUGCAAAAGAAGGUGUGGCCCUCAGCAAAGGUGUAGCAGUGCUCAAUACCUCUGUAGCUCCCAUGCUGAAUCCCUUUAUUUACACGUUAAGGAAUCAGCAGGUAAAACAGGCUCUGAGAGACUUCGCCAAGAAAAUGUUGUCAUCAAGCAAGCACUGA
Molecule: messenger RNA, 939 nt
Organism: Ochotona curzoniae (black-lipped pika)
Lineage: Eukaryota; Metazoa; Chordata; Mammalia; Lagomorpha; Ochotonidae
Product: olfactory receptor 6C65
Exons: 1
Coding region: 1-939 (312 amino acids)
Biological process (GO): G protein-coupled receptor signaling pathway
Cellular component (GO): membrane
Molecular function (GO): G protein-coupled receptor activity; olfactory receptor activity
Source: RefSeq, a predicted model, not a curated record